CUCACAGGUCUUUCUCCACCAUUCAAAGUUCCUUCAAGUAUAUACCAUAUCAAUCAUAUCUCACACACACAUACAUGCAAACGUUUUUGUACGUCAACAUCUCACCCAACCCUAGUUUCCCUCUUAUCACCAACACUCACACACACAACAAAUCAUACAAAAAAUAAAGACAUAUAAACAUAGUCAUCACUUGCACAAAAAUGUCCAAAACACCCCUUUCUUUCACCAUCUUUCUAAGUCUCACUCUAUUUUUCUUUCCCUCCAUCACAGCCUCCUCCAUCACAGACAGAUACCUCUAUGGCGGGUGCACCCAACAAAAGUACACUCCAAACUCGCCCUACGAGUCGAAUCUCAACUCGAUGCUCACCUCGCUGGUCAACUCGGCCACCUACUUGUCCUACAACAACUUCACCAUGGUAGGCGGCAGUCAGCAGGACGUCAUCUAUGGCCUAUACCAGUGCCGUGGCGACUUGUCCAUGCCAGACUGCGCCACCUGUGUUGCACGCGCUGUCACAAAAGCUGGGGACAUGUGUCGCGGCUCUUGUGGGGGUGCAGUGCAACUGGAUGGAUGUUAUGUGAAGUAUGACAACGCCACGUUUUUGGGCGUGGAGGAUAAAGUGGUAGUGUUGAAGCAGUGUGGGCCCUCCGUGGGCUAUAACCCAGAAGGGAUGGGUAGUAGGGACGCCGUGCUGGGUGGACUCGCGGGCUCUGGUGGGCCCUUUCGUGAGGGAGGGUCCGGAGUAGUCCGCGGUGUAGCUCAAUGCAUGGGGGACCUUAGCUACGGAGAGUGUCAGGAUUGUCUCUCCGAAGCUAUAACAAAGCUGAAGAGCGACUGUGGGACGGCGGACUACGGGGACAUGUUCUUGGGGAAGUGUUAUGCGAGGUAUUCUAUUGGUGGAGCCCAUCAGGCCUCCAAGGCCCAUGGAAAAUCCGGUAAAGGAGGCGAAAGAACAUUUGCUAUGGUUAUUGGAAUAUUAGCUGGAGUAGCAAUACUCAUUAUUUUCCUUGCUUUCUUGAGCAAAAUUUGUGGACGGCAAGGAAAAUGAAGUAAUAAAUUGAAUUUGUCAUAAUCAAUUUUCACUCAGCGCUCGUGGCAUAGGCCAAUUCUCGGUCUCCAAUCUCCAUCAUCCAUUUGCUUUUUGAGCCUACUUCUUUGCUUUAAUUUCUUUCAUUUUUUUCCUUCUAAUAAUUUCUUUAUUUGUCACUACCUUUACUAUGCACAAUUUUAAAUUGAAUCCAAAAGAGGACUUUGAACCUUGAGGAUGAUACCACUUGAAAAGGAAUGUUGAAUUGGGCUCCUUUAUUUGAAUGUGAAAUGAAAGAGGAACAAAAGCAGGCUGAGAUUCUAACUCUA
Molecule: messenger RNA, 1354 nt
Organism: Arachis duranensis
Lineage: Eukaryota; Viridiplantae; Streptophyta; Magnoliopsida; Fabales; Fabaceae
Product: plasmodesmata-located protein 7
Exons: 3
Coding region: 201-1046 (281 amino acids)
Cellular component (GO): plasmodesma
Source: RefSeq, a predicted model, not a curated record